AUGCCCUUGUCGGAGAUCGACUACAUUGACCUGCCCAAUGGGCGAACUAUCACCGUUUGCGCACAUCACCACCUUGUGACGUGCGGCAUGUGCUGCCUCGACUUCAGCGAUGACAAUGCCGACGUCCUGCACGGACAAGACUUCUUCUACCAAACCAUUGUUACUAACCCUCGCCCCGAAACGACCAUGGUGUUCCCUUCCAAGUUCAGCCAGCAGGGAAUGACGCCCCUCUCGCCCGAAGAGCUCUUCCCCGGCAUUAAUAUCGCCCUGCAGAGCAUCCUCUCUAAGCGCUUCAUCAACCGCUACAACGACUCCGAGUUUCUGAUCUACACGGACGGCGCCUGCUCCGACAACGGCGCCGCCGACGCCCGCGGAGGCUGCGCAUUUGUCUUCAAGCCUAACGGGCUCAACGGGCAGAGCGGCAGCUACCGUCACACCAGCAACCGCGCCGAGCUGCGCGCCGUCAUCGCGGCGCUGCGCUUUCGCGCUUGGCACGACGAGGGCUUCCGAAGCGUCGUCAUCGCCACGGACUCGAGCUACGUUGUCGACGGCGCCACGAGCUGGACACGCAACUGGGCCAGGAAUGACUGUCGGCUGUCUACCGGCGAUCUCGUCAAGAACCGCGACCUCUGGGAGGCGCUGCUCCUCGACGUCGAGGAGCUGCGCGACUGCGGCGUCAGCGUCCGCUUCUGGAAGAUCCCACGCCAGCAGAACACACUCGCUGACAGAGAGGCCAAGCGCGCGGCCUCCGCCAUGGAGUCGACGGAGAAGUUCCGCAACAUCAAAGGCAAUUUCGUGUAG
Molecule: messenger RNA, 801 nt
Organism: Colletotrichum graminicola M1.001
Lineage: Eukaryota; Fungi; Ascomycota; Sordariomycetes; Glomerellales; Glomerellaceae
Exons: 2
Coding region: 1-801 (266 amino acids)
Biological process (GO): DNA replication, removal of RNA primer
Molecular function (GO): nucleic acid binding; RNA-DNA hybrid ribonuclease activity
Source: RefSeq, a predicted model, not a curated record